This is a messenger RNA of Perca fluviatilis (European perch), 3579 nucleotides long. RefSeq lists its product as uncharacterized. Gene Ontology annotation, cellular component: membrane. Gene Ontology annotation, molecular function: transmembrane signaling receptor activity. NCBI's taxonomy places the organism in Eukaryota, Metazoa, Chordata, Actinopteri, Perciformes, Percidae. Bases 1821 to 3095 code for a protein of 424 amino acids. Gene Ontology annotation, biological process: toll-like receptor signaling pathway; immune response; inflammatory response. The record is from RefSeq and is a predicted model, not a curated record. The transcript has 4 exons.
UGCCCUUAACAAAACUCCCAACAGAGCAGUGCUUAUUUUUACAACUUCCUUAUACUGUUGUCGGCCACCCAUUGCUGCACUGCUUUAGAAGUUUAUUAACUACAGGUUUCCUUAAAAGCUACAUAGCAGAUCUGCGACCUCAGUCUACGUCCUCCUUGACGCUGGUUGCCACCCGCCAUAAAAUAGAAAAAAGAAGAAAAGUGACUUCAGUGCAUUUCAGUCAAUCAGACAGCACAGAUGGCAGAGAGUGACAGGUGGAUGGCAAGAUAAUGGAGCCAAUGAAUUCACCUGAAACUGCAGACAUUCAGUCAGAGCCUGCUGUCCCACUGCCUCCUUCUAUUUAUGUUCCUCCCCCACUGAGAGAUGGUGAGUGUUACCAUGUCUUCAUCAGCUACAGCAGCACUGACUACCAGUGGACCCACUCCGUCAUCAACCAGCUGGAGUCCUGCGGCCUGCAGGUCUGCUACCAUGAGCGGGACUUCACUCCCGGCCGCACCGUGUUGGAAAACAUGUCGGACUGCAUCCAGGAGAGCCAGAAGGUGCUGCUGGUCCUCAGCCCGGAGUUUGUGAGGAGCCGCUGGUGCCUCCUGGAGGCCAACAUGUCUUUGUUCAGAGAUUGCUUGGGGAGGAAACCCAUCGUCCCAGUGCUGCUGGAGCAAGGAGUCUCUGUUCCUCUCCACCUCUGCCACCUCACCUACCUGGAGGCCAACGACCCCGACUUUGAGAGUAAGCUGCUAAAGGUGCUCUGCACCGCCAACCAGCAGCUUCAAGGGUCCACUGUGGUGCCUUUCCAGCCUCCCUCUAUCUACAACGGGAAGGUCCUGCAGCCUUUGAUUGCCGUCAACGAGGAGGGACUAAGUAAAUGGGAUUGUGGUCAGUUCAGUGACAUGGAGGUGCCGGACCAACUGCGCCUGAUCAUUGAGGACCACGACAAGUACAGAAAGGCCGUGAGGAUGAUCAAUAGUGUCUCUCAAAAUAAAAUGCACUCACUUUCGUUUACAAUACUGACAGGUGUUUGUUUUACAGUAUUGUUUUUACUUAUGCUGGCUUUAAUCACAAUGGUGAUUGUCUUCACAAUGGAUUCAUUGAAGAAUAGAAAUAUUUGGGGGCUCUUUAUUUCUUGUUCCUGCUGUGUGCCAUUGGGUUUGCUUAUUGAGGCUGCUCUCUGGGAAAAGGAUCAAUUGAAGUACAUAGUGAGGGAAAUGCAGAAAGCUAUAGGCCAGGCAAACAUUAUCCUCUGUGAGGACAAGGUGUUAAUGGGCUGUCGGUCCAAUUCAAAAAUCUAUCUGGUGUAUGUUUCUCUGGACGGUUGCAAACGUGAGUUUGCAGAAACAUUUUCUGAGCAGGCUUGUGCUGAGGAUAUGUUUCAAAGAGCUCUGACCUUCUUCUCAUCAGGUUACGCCUGCUGCCUUGCUAAAAGACACUUUCCCUUUCCCCAGCCCGGCUCCACUGGUCACCUGGAGGGAGGGGUGUGUUUCUGUCAGUACGUCUCUCAGCAGCUGAGUACAGAGCAAUGGGAAUAGUAGUGUGGACAAGUUUGUCUGUUGGUACUUUUUGAUGAAAACUCACCUCAUCAACAUGUCUGGACUCAUACGAGCGUCGAGAGUCAUUAAAGGCACAGUAACUUCAUUCAUGUUAGAAGCCCCUCAGACAUCAGAACGGACACUGUUCCUUUAACGGACCUGAAAGCAGAACAAUGUUUUUUUUUUUUUUUCUGGUUUCCGAGUUUACUUUCGGUUCUUGAUCAUCAACACGGUGUGACCAGUCUUCAUUGUAUUUGCUUGAAUUUACUUUAUCAUGAACAGCUUUUUUCAUAGAUAAUGGAGCCAAUGAAUUCACCUGAAACUGCAGACAUUCAGUCAGAGCCUGCUGUCCCACUGCCUCCUUCUAUUUAUGUUCCUCCCCCACUGAGAGAUGGUGAGUGUUACCAUGUCUUCAUCAGCUACAGCAGCACUGACUACCAGUGGACCCACUCCGUCAUCAACCAGCUGGAGUCCUGCGGCCUGCAGGUCUGCUACCAUGAGCGGGACUUCACUCCCGGCCGCACCGUGUUGGAAAACAUGUCGGACUGCAUCCAGGAGAGCCAGAAGGUGCUGCUGGUCCUCAGCCCGGAGUUUGUGAGGAGCCGCUGGUGCCUCCUGGAGGCCAACAUGUCUUUGUUCAGAGAUUGCUUGGAGAGGAAACCCAUCGUCCCAGUGCUGCUGGAGCAAGGAGUCUCUGUUCCUCUCCACCUCUGCCACCUCACCUACCUGGAGGCCAACGACCCCGACUUUGAGAGUAAGCUGCUGAAGGUGCUCUGCACCGCCAACCAGCAGCUUCAAGGGUCCACUGUGGUGCCUUUCCAGCCUCCCUCUAUCUACAACGGGAAGGUCCUGCAGCCUUUGAUUGCCGUCAACGAGGAGGGACUCAGUAAAUGGGAUUGUGGUCAGUUCAGUGACAUGGAGGUGCCGGACCAACUGCGCCUGAUCAUUGAGGACCACGACAAGUACAGAAAGGCCGUGAGGAUGAUCAAUAGUGUCUCUCAAAAUAAAGUGUGGUUGCGGCAACUUUGGCUUAGAGUACUGAUCUACAUUACAGGUUUAAUUUUUUUUUUAAUCUCGGUAGCAUUUUUUAUAUUUCCAACAUUCCUACUUAUUGAUGUCUACAGUUUGACCAGAAAGUACCCUAUCCUAUUAUUGGUCCUCACUAUUUCUAGUUUCUUCUGUGUUCCACUGGGGUUGCUUAUUCAGAUGGGUCUCUGGAAAAAGAAUGAUGAGAAAUACACAUUGAGGGAAAUGCAGAAAGCUAUAUGCCAGGCAAACAUAAUCCUCUGUGAGGACAAGGUGUUAAUGGGCUGUCGGUCCAAUUCAAAAAUCUAUCUGGUGUAUUUUUCUCUGGACGGUUGCAAACGUGAGUUUGCAGAAACAUUUUCUGAGCAGGCUUGUGCUGAGGAUAUGUUUCAAAGAGCUCUGACCUUCUUCUCAUCAGGUUACGCCUGCUGCCUUGCUAAAAGACACUUUCCCUUUCCCCAGCCCGGCUCCACUGGUCACCUGGAGGGAGGGGUGUGUUUCUGUCAGUAUGUCUCUCAGCAGCUGAGUACAGAGCAAUGGGAAUAGCAUAACAUUAUGGGCCUGCAAUGAGUAACUCGGUGCAACUGGUGAUUCAAGACAAAUCAUUUUUCUUUGGAUUUCUUUUUCAAUGACCCCAAGUUUAUAUUUUGUUGUACCUUUGAUGUACACUUUUGAUGUAUUGUGAGUAUGAAUGUUAUGGAUGUACGUAUUCCAGUUAAUGUAAUAUUCUUAUGGAAAAAUAGACCCCACGAAGAGUAGCUUCUGUUUGAGACAGGCAGAAGCUAAUAGGGAUCUUAGUAUACAAACAAACAAUAUUAUAUAAAGAUUACCAAGCAAACAACUCCCUGUUCGUGGCAUAUCAUUUCCCAUACGUUUCUCUACAUCAAGUAGAGACGCAAAACAGAUGGGGAGAGAUUAAUUUGCAGUUUCCUAUUUUAUAUAAUUAUUCUUGAAUAGCUAGUGUUGUCAUAUUUUUGUGUUUGAUCAUUUUCAUGCUGUUUCCAUUGUUAAUUACUUCAAUAAAAUGUAU